AUGGCCGCAGAGCAGCAGCAACAACCGGUGGCCGGUGGUGCUCAGAGCAACAGCUUCUCGCUGUUUCCCAACCCAAACGUCUCACGACCGCCGCCGCCCGUCAUCCGGUUACACCCCAACCCCCGGCCGAAGCGCUCGGCGUCGCGCGAGCGGGCUCGACAAGAGCAGCAGCAACACCUCCAGCAAGCUCACCAGGAACAGCAAUCAAGGUUAUAUACGCCGCCCCACGACCACUCCUCGGACUCGGACUCUCCCCAAUCCUCCCCGCCUCAGCACCAUACGACACCACCACCUCGACCAGGAGCAGCCGCCCAUACCCCUCUGCAGUUCGACCCCGUCUCCAGUUCCGUCGCCUCGCCGCAGCAAGCCGCCGACAUGUCUGGCCAUUCAGAGACAGCAUUUCACAGCAGAGACACGCCGGCCCGCAGCGGGAGUGUCCGCUCACGCAGCUCCAUCGCCAAGCCGCCUCUAGACUUUGAUGGUCCGUCAUCGUCGUCGUCCCGAGCGGCGCCCGCCCCGCUCCGGUCCAUCUUCCCGACGUAUAACCCGGAACUGUCUCUGGACCAGCAGGCCUACGGGCCGACGCAGCUGAGCCCCUCCCACAUCCCCCGGGCCGUAAUCAGUCGCCAGAGCUACUACGACCCCGACGCCAUGAGCACCACCAUCGGCGAGGCGUAUACGACCGAGCCGCUGCCCGAGAUGCCCGAGCAGUACCAAGCGCCGCGGAGUCCACCGCAACGGCACCAGCAGCAGGACACAGCUGCUUUUUCGGCCGUCUCUCGCGGCGGACCGACACGCACCACCACGCUGAGCCCGCCCGUGAUUCCCAAGACGAGCACCACCGACCAGCUGAAGACGUUCUGGAAGGCGGCCAACGGCUGGAAAGCGGCCCCGUCCGAGGGCCGCGUCUUCUGUCUCAAGCUGUCGCAGCUAAAGGACGCUCCCGUAUACACCCUAUCAUCCGCCUCGCAGCCAUUCUACAGUCUGCGUGUCGAUCCCACGUCCGCCUCGGCCUUGGUCUCGCUGUCCCGCCACGACCCCAACAAGACCUACAAGCCGCCCAAGGUGGAUGCCUCGUCCUCGUCCUCCAGUCCGAGCCUCAGCGGCGGCGGUCCGGCCCCGAAAUCCGAGUCCAAGCACUGGCAGCAAGUCCUGCACACCACGAUUGAGGAGGAGUCCCGGAAGCACCCUCCCAACGACGGGCUGGUCGCGCUGCUCAUGCCGGAUCCCGCCACCAAGAUGGCCUUGGAGCGGGCCAACGAGCCGAGCCUUGUGGCCAUGGCGGAGCGGGAGUGCGCGCGGCUCGUCUGGGACGAGGACAGCGCCAGCAACUACCUGGUGCACCCGGCCCUCGCCGCGCCCUUUUGCAUCACGGCCGAGCGGUGCCCGGCGUGGUCACGCGUGGAGUACACGCUCGAGCACCACGAGUCCCCGCGGCAUCUCGCCAAGCUCACCCGCGACGGCACGGGUGGGGGGUGGCUCGAGAUUGACACAUCGGUUGCGUCCCACAUCGAGGCCUACUACAUCAUCGAUGUGGCCGUCGCCGCGCUCCUCAUCGUCGCCUCCUCCGACGAGCGGAGCGGCAACGGCCCCGUCUGCGGCGGCGGUGGCGGCGCUGUCUCGCUCGCGGGCAUGGAGACGUUUGAGCCGCCGCCCGCGCCACCGGAGCCCGCGACACGCAGUGAUAGCCGGGGCAGCGGGCGCUUCAGCCGACUGAGCGUCGUCCGCAAGGACGAUCGGAAGCAGAAGCAGCAGCCGCGGCGGCCGAUGGAGGAAUUUGAGCUCGAUCUCGAGAGCCAGGACGGCAGCCUUGCCAAGGGCGGCAGCGCACGGGUGCGGACGCGGAGCAAGAACAAGAGCAAGGACAAGGAAAAGGAGGACAAGCUGCCGUUCUUGGUGCGCGCGGGCAUCAAGGUCACCAAGGGCAUGUUCAAGUGCAUCAUUUGGAUAUUGACGGCGGUGUUCAGGGUGUUGUUUCGGUGCGUGCGGUCCAAGUAUUAG
Messenger RNA from Akanthomyces muscarius, 2001 nucleotides. RefSeq lists its product as uncharacterized. The coding region runs from base 1 to 2001 and encodes 666 amino acids. The transcript has a single exon. The record is from RefSeq and is a predicted model, not a curated record. Lineage: Eukaryota; Fungi; Ascomycota; Sordariomycetes; Hypocreales; Cordycipitaceae.